This is a messenger RNA of Phascolarctos cinereus (koala), 1222 nucleotides long. The record is from RefSeq and is a predicted model, not a curated record. NCBI's taxonomy places the organism in Eukaryota, Metazoa, Chordata, Mammalia, Diprotodontia, Phascolarctidae.
GAGAGAGAGAGAGAGAGAGAGAGAGAGAGAGAAGAAUUUGCUAGAGCAAAUUGUCAUCAACAUGGAGAGAAAAAGUCAACAAUGCUUGAUUAUAUUGGUACAUAUGGAACUGGGAAGUACCUAUAAAAACCACAGAUUGGAGACACAAAAUAUACAUAGGAGAGCGCAUAUAUCCAACAUCAUCAGUCACAUCAGUUACAGCUGUGUUGGUAGAAGAAGAAGAAAACGGAAAGACAUGGCAAGCCUGAACUGGUCAUAUGAGGGAGAAAACGGACCUGACCACUGGAGCAAACUCUACCCCAUUGCUAAUGGAAACAAUCAGUCUCCUAUUGACAUUAAAACCAAAGAAAUCAAGCACGAUGCUUCUCUGAAACCUUUCAGUGUCUCCUAUAGCCCAUCAACAGCCAAAGAAAUUGUCAACGUAGGCCAUUCCUUCGCUGUAAAUUUUGAGGAUAAGGAUAACCAGUCAGUCCUAAAAGGUGGUCCAGUCGCUGGAAGCUUUAGGCUGCGGCAGUUUCAUUUCCACUGGGGGACUGAUGACCAUGGUUCUGAGCACACAAUAGAUGGAGUGAAAUACUCAGCAGAGUUACACAUAGUUCACUGGAACUCUGAAAAAUAUGCCAGCUUCUCUGAAGCAGCUCAGAAACCUGAUGGCUUGGUAAUUAUUGGUGUUUUUAUGAAGCUUGGCCAGGCUAACCCAGUCCUACAGAAAGUAAUUGGUGCCCUAGGUUCAAUCAAAACUAAGGGCAAACAAGCUCCAUUUGCUCAUUUUGACCCAUCUUCUUUGCUGCCUCAAUCCUUGGAUUACUGGACCUACUUUGGCUCUCUGACUCAUCCCCCUCUCUAUGAGAGCGUAACCUGGAUUCUCCUUAAGGAGCCAAUCAGUGUCAGCGCAGAUCAGCUGGCCCAGUUCCGAAGUCUUCUGUCGAAUUCUGAAGGUGAAAAAGCCAGCCCCAUACUGCACAACCACAGACUCCCCCAACCACUGAAAGGGAGAGCAGUGAGGGCCUCAUUCCAGUGAAUUGCCUGUUGAUUACAAGUGAACUUAUCUGUUUUCAAAGGGGAAAAAAAACCCAGCAUCUUUUCUAAAGAAAUCUAUUUAAAUCAUUGGAAGUAAAUGUCUUGUAGGAAGUUGUUAUGUAAUGAACAUUAGUUGAAUUUGAAUUUGUUUCAUGAGGGGCACGUGGGCUAUUUAGUUAGUUAUUGUCAUUUCAUUAAAAUU